Molecule: messenger RNA, 507 nt
Organism: Necator americanus (New World hookworm)
Lineage: Eukaryota; Metazoa; Nematoda; Chromadorea; Rhabditida; Ancylostomatidae
Exons: 8
Coding region: 1-507 (168 amino acids)
Source: RefSeq, a predicted model, not a curated record
AUGGGCAACACUCGUUGUGAAAAGAGCAAACAGAACAAGGAUGAGGAGUUUUCCGGCAGUGACGAGACGAGAUUAGAAGCUGGUGGGGAUAGUGGGGGAGAGCCCACGAUCUGCUGUUGUAAUGCAAGGUGUUGUCUUUGCACACUGUGCAUUAUCCUACUCAUCUCAGCUCUAGCAGACCUACACGUGGCCGGUUUCUUCACAUUCAAAAAAUUUAACCUCGACAUUGCCAUAGGACUUCUGUACGUAACCGUGGCAAUCAUAGGAAUUAUUGGAUGUUGCUUCCGCAAAUCUCUCCUAGUGCUAAUCCUUGCUAUCUUCAUAGCUAUAGUAGGAGUACUAUCAGUUAUUCUAACCAUUUCGGCCCUUAUGUCAAUGAUCAACUCAGGAAGCUCAACAUUUGAAAUUGUCGUCGUCCUCUUAAUCAGGAUUUUAACUACUGCACUCCUCUUCUACAUGGCGUACGUCGCAUUUAAGCUGUCCAUGCACUACAAGAAUGGAGAUUGA